AUGUUGAGAGACUCUUUCAACAAUAAAAAGGAAAUUGUAUUCUCAGAAGGUGGGAAUGAGCUUAUCUUCACUGAGACAGGUUACAAGAUCCCUAGAGAUGUGCAGACUGCCUGGCUAAUGAAGGAUCGCAAGGGUCAUUAUAACAUUGGAGCUAUUUGGUAUUAUGUUUCCUCUAAAGAUAUGAAAAUGGGAGAGUAUGUUGCCUCUUCACAGAAGAAUGGAUUCCAGAUGAUUUAGCUUUUAGAUCGUAAAGAAGUUCAAGACUUCUUCACUGGCUAGAUCAAGCAUUCAGACUCAAUAGAUGAAUCUUUCAGACCACAAACUCUGAUUAAGAAGUCUCAACUCAAAGGCGGCAAAGUAGUCUAACUUGGCGAGUAGAUAGCUAGGAAGAGAGACGCCAAGGCAGAAGAAAAAUAGCAAAGAAAGAUGGAGGUAUAUGAGCAUUUGCUAUACAAUGAGAGAAAGAUAGCCAGCAGAGCCACAGCCAUUUAAUGCUAGAACAGAAGUUUCCUCAAAGUGCUACAAUUAGCUUACCAAAUGACUGGCUAGGAACAGAAAGUAAAAGAAGUUAAGGAUAGAAUAGAGAAGAGACAGGGUAAAUGUCAAGUAAUCAAUCUAGAUCUAGGAAGUCUUAAUGAUAAAAUCAAGCGAAAGAGAUCGUUGCUUGAAGAGAUCACUAAACUUUCCAAAGUGCCUGGCUCCUUCUAUCAAGGAAACAUAUGUCUGGGUAAUGCUAUCAAGUUCCUCUAGGAAGGACAAUAUGUCGCCAAUAUCUCCUCAGUCACCCCAACUGCCAAUGGUCUAAGUUAAGAUGAUAAACAUGCCAAAAUAGAAGUAUAAAGGAAAAUAGGAUCAGACUAAGUGUCUUUUGAAAUAGUCGACAAUGUACAAGCCUUUGAUAACAGUCAAUGGAGCAGAGUAGUGGCAGUUUUUACUAAUGGAUAAGACUGGCAGUUCAAAGACUGGCCAACUAAAAAGAUGGUUGAAUUAUUCCUAAGAGUUAGAGGUUACUACAUCCACUAUCAAGAUCAGACUACUCUUCCAGAACUGACAACUAAAUAUAACAUUAAGAUAUUGACUUUGCAGAGAAAUAAAAGGCAUCAGGAUGGUAUUAUACACAAUGAAUUCUGGCAUGAUCUGGAGACCUUCCUUAAAAAAGAGAGAUUCUAGGGACUUAAUUUCUGA
Molecule: messenger RNA, 1185 nt
Organism: Stylonychia lemnae
Lineage: Eukaryota; Ciliophora; Spirotrichea; Sporadotrichida; Oxytrichidae
Source: the annotation of a GenBank genome assembly